AUGAAGGACGCAAUCUUCCAGGGGCUCCCUACAGGGCCCCAGUCAGAAAACCAGGGCGGCCCGCCAGAAGCACAGGGCCCCCGCACCUCUCCAGCCCCUAGGAGGCAGGAGCUGGCCCACCUGCAAAGCUGGAGCCUGGCUGGGCCCAGGCAUCCCACCUGCAGGAGCCCAGGCAGGCCAGGGGUCCCCAACCCCUGGGCCGUGGGCCGGUACCAGACCGCACAGCAGGAGGCGAGCGAAGCUUCAUCUGCCACGCCCCCAGCGCUGGCAUCACUGCCUGAGCCACCCCCCCCACCCUACCCCCAAGGCCCCGUCCGCCGGCAACCCCUGACCAUCAACUUCGGGGACACCCGGGGGAACCCGAAAAGGCUAGGCGACUCCACCCCCGACCGCCGGCCCCGAGGGUCGCCGCGACCCCGGCUCUGCACCCCGGAGCCGCCCUCGCUGGGAAGCAAGAUGGGGCCGGGCGGCAGGAAACCGGCCCGACGCCCCCGACCGCCGAGGCGCUCGCGGCCGCCGGAAUGUGGGGCGGGAAGGCGACUCCGGGGGCUCCGGGGACCCGUCCGCCCCGACGGCCCCUCCCCCGGAGGCCCCCAGCCGCGCUGCGCCCAGGUCCGGCCCCGGGGUGCGGGGGCGGAGGGGGCUGUGGGCCCGGCGGGGGGAGCGGCCCGACCCCGCAGUCAGCCGAGCCCAAGCCGCGCGGCGCCGCCACAACAAUGGCGAGCUGGCCGCCCGCCGCCCCCCGGCGGCCCCCGGCCCGACCCCGCGGGCCAACGGCGGCGGCGCGGGGCGGGCGGAGCCCCGCGCUCGCGGACAAAGGUCGGUCGGGCCCGGGCGCCGCUGUCAGUCAGCCGCCGCCGAGACAAAGCCGGCCGGGCCGCGCCGCCUCCAUCUUAG
Molecule: messenger RNA, 897 nt
Organism: Eubalaena glacialis (North Atlantic right whale)
Lineage: Eukaryota; Metazoa; Chordata; Mammalia; Artiodactyla; Balaenidae
Product: proline-rich protein 2-like
Exons: 4
Coding region: 1-897 (298 amino acids)
Source: RefSeq, a predicted model, not a curated record